This is a messenger RNA of Klebsormidium nitens, 750 nucleotides long. NCBI's taxonomy places the organism in Eukaryota, Viridiplantae, Streptophyta, Klebsormidiophyceae, Klebsormidiales, Klebsormidiaceae. The record is from the annotation of a GenBank genome assembly.
UUCAAAGUUCAAGGUGACUCUGAGAAGUCAAUUGGCAAUAGCUGAAGGCGCUCUUCCACUAGACCUGCCUGGUAACUUGUAUGAGACUUCCUCACCAUUGGUCCUUCUGAUACCAAAGUGCUGACAUUGCAAACGCAUGAUGGCCCAGCUUGUAGCGCUAAAGCCUGCCUCGCUUUUUUCAAAAUUUCAUCCAUCGACGACCCACUCAACUAGCAGCAGGCAAGCCAUCGUUGCGGUGUUGCCCCCGGGAGGGACAAUAUGUAGAAGAAACAUGCACAGGGGCCCCCUGUCAGGCUUCAGUAACGAUGGUGUUUCGUCGUCGUUCUUCCAGGCCAUGCCCACUUGGACGCCAGGGCACAUGAGGAGGCCAAAGGGCCGGUCGUUAGAUGCGAGGAACAGAAGGGCAGUGGUUGCGCGGGCCUUCCGCAAUGAUGACGAGUCCUUUAGCCCUGAAUAUAUAAGAGCCCUGCUUUUCAUAUCGUUCUGCGCGUCAAUCGCAACAUUGGCUUUAUCCUGGCAUACUUUUGGUCCAUUGUUUUGACCACAAACUCAGUUCUUAUACUCAGAGUCUCCACUUUUGCUCGGAAGGCAAGGUCGUAUAGGGAACUUCUGUACAUGUGCUUGAAAUUCUGUUUACAAUUGAGACUUCGAAUUCCAUGCGUAGUUUACCCUUUCUACCUCAAUCCAGUCAUGCAGGGUGCACAAAUGUCGCGAACCGCUGAUUCUGACCUUGUGAUUGCACUUUGUCCU